AUGGAUGUGGAGGUGGUGAGUUUCCGUUUGCCUGGGCAUGGAGACACGGCCCUGAGUAACAUGAACUUCCUGCGGACGCAGCAGCACUUCUGUGAUGUCACCAUCGUGGCGGGAGGCAGGCGCAUGUUCAGGGGUCACAAGGUCGUGCUGGCUGCUUGCUCUGCGUUUCUCAGGGACCAGUUUCUCAUGAACCCCUCAUCAGAGCUACAGGUGUCGAUGUUGUACAGCUCAGCGGUGGUAUGUGAACUCCUCCAGUCCUGUUACACGGGUAUGCUGCAGUUCAGUGCCAAAGAGAUUGUGAACUACCUGACUGCAGCCAGCUACCUGCAGAUGGAGCAUGUGGUGGAGAAAUGCAGAGGAGCCCUGAGCCAGUACAUGCAGCCGCAGAGUUGCAGCCCAGUUGUGAAUUGUAAGUACCCAUUCAUUGGGCUCUAUUUGGGAUCUUAUACCGCAUCACUGCAUCCUCACAAUUCAGGAAAGGAGCUCCAGGCUGCUGAUGCCGAACUCUCCAACAUCCCUCACAAAGAUGACAGUUAUUUGACUAUACACCGUGUAAGAGGAUCAGAUGCAUCUGGACACUUCGAGGGAGAGGAUGGGCCUGAGAGUGACAUCAUUCAGGUGCAGAUCAACGAUGAACAUCAAGACCCCGAGAAGACCUCUGGUGCUGAGGAGGAAGACAGAGAAGCUGUUGUCAUGUUAGACGACCACGAACCGCUGGACACAGGUAUAGAGGAGCCCAAUAUGGAGGGGCGAGCUAAAGGCAACGGCCUCAGAGGGGCAGGCCGCAUGUGGAGACGACGGCACGGAGAGCACAGGGGAGGCAGAGGAAGAGGCUUAAAACACAGGAAGCGAUACAUAUUCAAGGACCGCAGGUUCUUGGGUAACUAUCAGGAUUAUCAGGAGCACCUUCCGACGCCAGAUGAGACCAUAAGUAGUUUUGGAGCCGAUUUCAAGUCCAAUCAGCAUUUCACAGAUGGUUCUGUCUUAGUUGAGUACAGGCCUGGAGAGGGACAAGGAGAAGAGAUCGGCUCUGAUGAAGGUCCUGCACACUUCGGUGUGGAAGCUUCCAGUGGGGAAGAGGGAAUGGGAGUUGGGACACAUACAAAUGAGCAUGAAGCUGCUGACGAGUCCGUGGCAGUGGUUGGAUCCACGUCCAGCGUAACGGGACCAGUGGUGUGUGAGCAGUGUGGACUAGCGCUUUGCUCAACACAGGACUUAGCCAUGCAUUCCCUGGUGUCACAUCGACUGUACAUGUGUCCAUGCUGCGGGAAGCACUUCAGCCACUUUAAUAUCCUCAACCGCCACAUGAUCGUCCACCGUGGAGUUUCCAAGCUCCACUGUUGCCCCCUGUGCCACAAGACCUUCACUCAAAAGUCAACACUGUACGACCACAUGAAUGUGCACAGUGGGGAGCGGCCGUAUGUGUGCGCAUACUGCCACGUCAGCUUUGCCCAUAAGUCUGCUCUGCGCCGCCACCUGAUGGAGCAACACGGAAAGACCAUGCCCCAAAACCACAUGGAGAUGCAGCGAAACAAUGAGGGUGGUGUUGGCCUAGGGUUUUAGAUCAUAUAUAAAUAGGUAAAGUGGGUGUUAUAAUGAAAAUUAAAAUUUACCCUAUUUAUUUUCUUAAUACUCUUUUAUAUUUUUAUUUUGCACAGCCAUAUAAAUGUCUUCGAAAUCGAUAUAUAAUAACUAUGCAUUUGAGCUCUAUAGCCUUGAGAGAAUGAAUGACCUUUUAUUCAGUUAUUUAUGGAUAGUUUGCCCA
Messenger RNA from Sinocyclocheilus rhinocerous, 1765 nucleotides. RefSeq names its product zinc finger and BTB domain-containing protein 43-like. The coding region runs from base 1 to 1563 and encodes 520 amino acids. The record is from RefSeq and is a predicted model, not a curated record. The transcript is spliced from 4 exons. Gene Ontology annotation, molecular function: protein binding; DNA-binding transcription factor activity, RNA polymerase II-specific; RNA polymerase II cis-regulatory region sequence-specific DNA binding. NCBI's taxonomy places the organism in Eukaryota, Metazoa, Chordata, Actinopteri, Cypriniformes, Cyprinidae. Gene Ontology annotation, biological process: regulation of transcription by RNA polymerase II.